AUGUAUCAUCAAUUCGAAAUUAAUCACAGACCAAGCAAGCGCCUUCUGCGCGCCAUCAACUUGAUUCAAGAAGAGUUACAAGUCUUACAGUUAGUGAACACCUGGCAAACCAAUCUGAUACAAAAUUAUCUGGAGGUCAUCGAUGACAGCACAUAUGAGAAGCCAAGCCCAUCUCGUCGGGCUAUGCAUCCUUACGAAGAAGCUCUGGGAAGGGCCUGCCUAGAUCACCUUGCCCUAGUUCGGCUAGAUUACGUUGAUCUAAUGCGACGUUGCGCCCCGCUCUCCGAUCGCACGAAACAAAUCCUGGAGAUCAACGAAGAAGAUCAUGGAAAGGCUAUCAUGGUCUUCACCGUCGUUACAGUUAUCUUUUUGCCAUUGUCAUUCGUUACAAGCUACUUUGGUAUGAAUGCCUCUGACAUUAGAGACAUGGACGAAACACAAGCUGUCUUCUGGAGCGUUGCCAUACCACUAACCUGCGUGACCGUAGGCUCUUGCUUACUGAUCGGUUACAAUGGCGAUAGUUUACGGGACCUAAUAUCGUCCAUGUAUCGCAAAACGAUGAGGAAAGAAAGUGCCACUGUGGAAGCCGCUAGUAUAACCGUCGCGCAGCGCCAAGGGCCGUCCAAAUCCAAGGGUGGUUUAGACAGCAUCAUUGACCCGUUUGGCGCAGCUUACGACGCAUUCCCCAGUCGGCGGCGUGACCUGUAUAGAGCGAGUUAUGGCGAUGAUGAUUUUGACGAGUGGUAUGUGCCAGACCACCCUAUGAGCAAGUCCCCAUAUCUUUCUCAACCAUAUUCGUCUGGUGUUCCAGCGAAGGGACAACACUCUUACCCCAGUCCGGCACCCCUAGCAAUCGAAGCACGCCGGCAAUCACUAUACCCAUACCCACAUGUACCCGACAGAAGAUCGUCACGUAUCGACUACGAAAGUUCGCCAUACAUGCCUUACAAGGAAGCCGUGCCAGUCCGCCCUCGUCCACACGGCAUGAUGAAGGGCCACUACGCCAAUCCGAACGAUCCGUUCAGCCCAUUCAGUCCGACCAGUCAUGUCAAUCCGUAUGCAGAUGGCGAUGUUCGAAGCAGAUUUAAUAUCUACGGUCAUCCCAUGUCUCAGGUUCCACCUUACCCACCACCACGACGUACGUCAACAAAAGACACAACUACCCGCUCACGCUCGAGGUACUAUGACGACGACGACGACGACGACGACGACGACGACUGGAUCGCACGACCAAAUGCUACAAUUACUCGCAGACGCUCGGAGUUCUUGGGAUACUCUGGCGACGACGACGACGACGACGACGAAUGGUACAAAUCCACACGCGGUGGUGACGUCGACUUGAAAGCCAAAUAUUCACGACGUGGCAGGUCACGUAGCGGUAGCUGGACCCUUAGCCGAAGUCGAAUUCGGAGUCGCGACCGGUUCUACGAAAGAGCACCUGUGCGUCGCGUCCACUAUGCAGAUGAACCUGUAGAAAGUGUCAGACACCGUAUCCCAUCUGGGGAUUCUUUUUCGUAUCGCGCAAGCGAAUUUUCAGGCCACCCACGAAGGGGAAGAGGGCAGGAGUAUGAGGCAAUGGAAGAGAAGCUUGAGAGGCUGGAGGAGGAUAUUGAGAGGCGGCAAGAGGAGAAUCUUAAACGUCACAGGUAUAGGUAG
This is a messenger RNA of Alternaria ventricosa, 1656 nucleotides long. RefSeq lists its product as uncharacterized. Gene Ontology annotation, molecular function: cobalt ion binding; magnesium ion binding; magnesium ion transmembrane transporter activity. Gene Ontology annotation, cellular component: membrane. The transcript is spliced from 2 exons. Lineage: Eukaryota; Fungi; Ascomycota; Dothideomycetes; Pleosporales; Pleosporaceae. The record is from RefSeq and is a predicted model, not a curated record. Gene Ontology annotation, biological process: metal ion transport; transmembrane transport. Bases 1 to 1656 code for a protein of 551 amino acids.